Xyrichtys novacula (pearly razorfish) is the source of this 14380-nucleotide messenger RNA. The record is from the annotation of a GenBank genome assembly. Lineage: Eukaryota; Metazoa; Chordata; Actinopteri; Labriformes; Labridae.
AUGCAGCUUCCUCAUUGGUUGCUAGGCACAUGUCUGUGGUUGCUAUGCAUCACAGAGGUCUGGACAGCAACCUUUAAGCUGGCUCUGAUUGGCCCGUGGUCAUGUGACCCCAUGUUCUCCCGGGCCAUGCCGACGGCUGCGGCAAACCUGGCGUUGUCACGGUUACGCAGAGACAGCGGCCUCAGCAGAGGGUACUGGUACGACGUUAAACUGCUGGACGAAGAUUGCUCCACCUCCAAAGGUACGUCAACCAAUCAGCUGACAGGGAUUUAACUCAGUGAGUAAGAAUCCAGAAAGUUUAUCCUGAAGUAUUGAAAUUGUUUUUCAGCGCUCGUAGAACUCGGGGAGAUGGAGGGAUAUGGUCACGCCUACAUCGGACCCUUUAACCCCGCCCUCUGCCACGCCGCCUCCCUAUACGCUCAGCAUUGGGAGGCGGGGCUAGCCUCUCCAGGCUGCCUGGAUUCUAGCUGGCCAAACCUCCCUCCUAUCACUCCUCCCAGCAAAGUCCUGUUCACCGUCCUCAGGUUCUUCCGCUGGGCGCACGUCGCCGUCAUCUCAGGUAAGGGGCGUGGCGUCACUGCACAGGUGGCGGUCAGACUUUUAUGGGUGUGGUCUCGUCAUGAUAACUCUUUAUUGGGUCUCCAGCUCCGACUGACCUAUGGGAGAGCACCGGACAGGAAGUGGCCUCAGCACUCAGAGCUCUGGGACUGCCGAUUGGUCCGGUGGUUACCAUGGAGAAAAAGAGGAAUGGCGGACCUCGGGAGGCGCUUCGAGAGAUCAGAGAGGCAGACAGGGUCAAAGGUCAGAGCUGAAGAUAUAACCGAUCACUGAACACGUUUCAAAAGUUUCAAACAUUAACGAUCAAUUAACUCUUUAUUUUUAACCCCAGUUGUGAUCAUGUGCAUGACCUCUGCUCUGAUUGGUGGAGAGGACCAGAAGGAGCUCCUAUUGGAGGCUCUGGACAUGGGGAUGGUUUCCGACGGUUACGUGUUUAUUCCAUAUGACGCUCUGCUGUACGCCAUGCCUUACCAGGUGAUCAAUCACCCCAAUAAUCAACUAUUCUGCCUAUAUGUUCUAGUGAAUCUGUUUCCUUAUUGGAUUGAUCAAAUUCAUGUAGUUCCCUCUGUGACCUGAGGGGGCGCUGCUGCUCUCUGUUCACUUUAAUGCUGAGUUAGUCAUUCGAUAAUAAAAUGUUGAUUCUGUCGGCUCAAAUGAACAAAUAAACUGCAGUUCCUCCUGUGUCCACCAGGGGCGCUGUCCAGCAGUGAGUCAGUAGUUCUUUAACAGCUGAUUGUUUCCCCCUCUGUCCAAUCAGGAGACGGCGUUUCCUCAGCUGACCAACAGCACUCAUCUUCGUUACGCCUACAGCGCCGUUCUGACGAUUACCAUGGCGUCUGACGAAGGUUUCUACGAAGCUUUCCGGGAGGCUCAAUUACAGCGAGAGAUUCGCUCGGCGGUGUCCGCCACAGAGGUAACACACACAGGGAAUACACAACUUCAACUACACAUCAGGGACACACAACAAUCAGUGCGUUUACAUGAACAGUUUAAUCGGACUAAGCUCAUUGACGUGAACGUGUCCUCCUCCCCAACACUAGGGGGCGAUACGGGUCUUUUCAGCGGCGCUGUUUCUGGACGAUUUUUAAAGAUGUCUCUGUUCCUCGUUUUGCGACCGUCUGUAAACUUUAAAAUGUCGGUUUCUGUAGGACAGGAAGCAGAACGGCGUUUUCCUCGUCGUUCCUAAAGUCGACGUUCUUUCGUGUUUCAGCCGUGUUGUUGCUUCUGAGUCGAAAAUGAUAGCGCCACUUCUUCUUUGUUGUUUUUGUUCCGGCACGCAUGCACUGUCCGAUCAUUCUCCGACUUCGCUGGUCACAUGGUCGAGAAAAUCGAAUUCCAAUCACAUUAUCUGGGUGUCUUGAUCAGAGUUGGUGUUUACAUGACCUUCAGUUGUCCGGUCUUAAUCGGAAUAAGGCGAUAAUUCGGUUCUCUCGAGUGUCAUGGAAACGGACUGACUGUAGCUGAACACACACACACGAGUCAACAGCAACACGUUGACGUAAGUUUUCCCUGGGUUUUGUCUGCAGGUGUCUCCGUUUUUUGGGACCAUCUUCAACAUGGUGUACUUUGUUGCUAAGGCGGUGGAGGAGCGUCGCCAGGCAGGGGGCGGGCACUGGGUGACGGGUGAUAAGCUCAUCCACUCAGACGGAGGCUUCGAAUUCCAGGGUUUCAACCAGGUGAGAAACUUUGAAAACUUUGAAAAAACAGGUCAACUUUUUUGUUUCCAACCUGAGUCACAUGACCAAGGCCUCAUCCCGCUCUCUCUGUAGGUGUUGUAUGGAGGAAAGGAGGGGCGUGGCCUCCAGGCCAGGUACAUUGUAUUGGACAGUGAUGGUGACCGACUCGUGCCGACUCACUCGCUCGCACCGACCCACACAGACGGGACGGUCGGAGGUCUGAGACGUCUGGGGAACGUCUUCAUCUUUCCUGGAGGAAAACCCCCCAUGUCCAGCUUCUGUUGGUUCGACCCGGACGAGUCCUGCAAUGGAGGUGCGUUCAGCGACCCUCAGGAAGGGUGGGCACUUAGAGUUCAGGAGAUUCAUUCUCAGACAUCCGGGUUAUUCUGUGUCUGAAAUGAGGCGUUCAGGUGUUGCCGGUAAAAAAACAACAAUCUUCAAAUAUCGUGUUUUUCUGCAGGUCUGGACUCGACAACAUUACUGUUCCUCUUCGUGGUAUUCUGCAUUCUGGUCGGAGUUUUAUUCUACUGGAUUAAGUAAGCACACACACACACACACACACACACACACACACACACACACACACACACACACACACACACACACACUCGCACACACACGCACACACACACACACACACACACACACACACACACACACACACUUGUUGUCCAAUCAGUCUGGUUUCUACCAAAUAGGUCUAAUUUUUUUGUUGAUGAGGUUCAAAACUGAUCAAUGAUUUAUCUGCAAAUAUCAAAACAUACUCCAGUACUACUCAAGAACUUUGUGUGUGUGUGUGUGUGUGUGUGUGUGUGUGUCUGUGUGUCUGUGUGUGUGUGUGUUAACAGGAAGUACAAGAGAUCAGUGAACAUCACCAAACUGAUCCUGACCCUGGAUGACAUCGUCUUCAUCGACACCCAAGUCAGCAGGAAGGUCAGUUUCAUUGUUGUUUUUGUUGUUUUUGUUGUUUUCAUGUUUGUUUUAGUUUGUUUACAUGUUUGUCUUUUGUUGUUUACAUGUUUGUCUUUUGUUGUUUUCAUGUUUGUUUUAGUUUGUUUACAUAUUUGUCUUUAGUUGUUUUUGUUGUUUACAUGUUUGUUUUUGUUGUUUUUGUUGUUUUCAUGUUUGUUUUUGUUGUUUUCAUGUUUGUUUUUGUUGUUUUCAUGUUUGUUUUCUUUGUUUUUGUUGUUUCUGAGUUUGUUUUUGUUGUUUUUGUUGUUUACAUGUUUGUCUUUUGUUCUUUGCAUGUUUGUUUUAAUGUUUGUUUUUGUUGUUUUAGUUGUUUUCAUGUUUGUCUUUUGUUCUUUGCAUGUUUGUUUUAAUGUUUGUUUUUGUUGUUUUAGUUGUUUUCAUGUUUGUCUUUUGUUCUUUGCAUGUUUGUUUUAGUUUGUUUACAUGUUUGUCUUUUGUUGUUUACAUGUUUGUUUUAGUUGUUUUUGUUGUUUUUGUUGUUUACAUGUUUGUUUUAGUUGUUUUUGUUGUUUUCAUGUUUGUUUUUGUUGUUUUCAUGUUUGUUUUUGUUGUUUACGUGUUUGUUUUUGUUGUUUACGUGUUUGUUUUUGUUGUUUACGUGUUUGUCUUUUGUUGUUUACAUGUUUGUUUUUGUUGUUUACGUGUUUGUUUUAGUUGUUUUUGUUGUUUUUAUAAUUGUUUUUCUUGUUUACUUGUUUGUCUUUUGUUGACACGCUGACAUUAGUUGAUUUUGUUGUUGUUUCUGUAGAAACUGAACGAUGAGUCCAUCAUGAGGAGUCUUCUGGAAAUCAAAACUCCGUUCCGAUCCAUCGCUCGAAGUUACAUCCUGACAACUCCUGAGAGCUCCAACAUCGGAAUACUGGAGGUACAGCUGUGUCUGUGUGAUUUCCUGUUUACCGGACUGUGAACCUGGACCUGUAUGACUGCAGUCCAUCAAAUUUCUAACCCUGGUUGUUUAGCAGUACACCUGUACUGACCUGUGCUCUGAUUGGUCGGUCUGUUUCCAGGGUGACUGGGUUUGGCUGAAGAAGAUUUGUGCUGGAAAGAUGGUCACAGUUGUGAACCAGAGUACCCAGAACCUGUUCAGCCAGGUGGGAAACACUCGAUCAUCACUCUGAACAAACCUCCCUCAUGUCCCGGUGAGCAUGGUUACGAGACAUAAAGCUUGACUGAGGACUUUAUUUCCUGUCUGUCCAGCUGAGAGACAUGAGACACGAGAACCUGAACGUGUACCUGGGUCUGUUCCUGGACUCGGGUAUCUUUGCUCUGGUGGUUGAACACUGUCCCAGAGGAAGUCUGGCGGACUUGUUGGCCGACGGAAACAUGAGACUGGACUGGAUGUUCAAGAGUUCACUGCUCAUGGACCUCAUCAAGGUACCGAUUACACUCACAUGGUACUACAGUUACUUUUCUCAAUACUGUUUGGACCUCAGAUCAAGAGUGUCUCUGAACUGUCCAAACUGUGAUCGGGGUUUUGGGUCCUGUGACUUUGUUUCAGGGGAUGAAGUACCUCCACCUGCGAGGUUUGAGUCAUGGUCGUCUGAAAUCCACCAACUGUUUGGUGGACGGGCGCUUUGUUUUGAAAAUCACGGACUAUGGACUUCCCGUGCUCCUUCAUUCCCAGAACAUCAACGUGACUGAAGAUCCUCAAGGUAGGAGAUGAGUCUUACCCCCAAAUUCCGCCCCAUCCGGAACGCCUACGAAAAGGUCGUAUCCUCCGAUCGUAGCUGAUCGUAACCAUUCAAGUUAACGUGUCAAUUUACACCGACUUCUUUCCGUUCCUCUGCCGAUCACCGGACUCCUCAGCUGAUCACAAGAGUUCACAAGUGAAAGGUUUUUAGACGUCAUUUCACCCCGAUGACACCAUGGAUGAGGAGAUGCUGAUUCUAGAAGUCUAGAAGUAGAUUUCCUCCUCUGGAAGGACACAAUCUACUGCUUAUAUGUCAAUGUGUCUGUCUUUAUAGAGACAACUCGUUAUCGCAUGAUUGCAUGUGAAUCCGUUUGAGAGCGUGAUUCGGUAAUUCGCCACAAAAUUCGCCUCACAAUCCGGUAGGAAUUGGCAGACGGAUCGCAGCUGUUCGGGAUGCGGUGAAAAUCUGGGGUUAUACUUGUCUGUUUACACCCGCCGGCCUCUGCAUGUCUCUCUCUCUCUCUGUCUCUGUCCGUCUCAAAUGUCUGUCUUUGUCCGUCUCUCAGAGCUUCUCUGGACAGCUCCAGAACUCUUGAAGAAUCCACUCCGAGGAGGAACCUUUUCUGGAGACGUCUUCAGUUUCUCCAUCAUCAUACAGGAAGUGAUCACCCGCACGCUUCCGUACUCCAUGAUGGACAUGCCGGCCCAGGGUGAGACAGGACACUGUCUGUCUGUCUGUCACUGAGUCUGUCUGUCUGUCUUUCUGACCCCCUUGUCCGUCCCUCAGAGAUCCUGGAGCGUCUGAAACACCCCCCUCCUAUGUGCAGACCUCUGGUUUCAGUGGACGAAGCUCCUGCCGAGUGUCUCAGCCUGAUGAACGACUGCUGGAAUGAAGAUCCGAUAAAGAGGCCGAACUUUGACGAAGUCUUCAAACAGGUGAUUGGAGUGGCUAAAGUGGACACCGUGAGUUCUCCAUCCACAGACAAACAGAGAGUGUGACGAGAAACCGGAGAAAUGGCGAGCCAAGACAUGAACCAGAACCUGAACUUCUUUAGACUGGACUGUCCCUGUUCUUCUGUCCAGUUGACUGAUGGGGUUUUCGUAGAUCUUUCCUCAGUUGUCGUGCUCUGUGUUCACAGUUUCGGGGCAUCAAUCGGGGGAAGAGGGCGAACAUCAUUGACUCCAUGUUGCGGAUGUUGGAGCAGUACAGCUCAAACCUGGAGGAUCUGAUCCGGGAGAGGACGGACGAGCUGGAGGUCGAGAGGAACAAGACGGAGAAGCUGGUUGGACAGCUGCUGCCAAAGUAAGGAAAACCAGACCUGGUGGCUCAGUGGUUAGUGAUCAGUGUGAAGGUUCCCUGGUCCAGAUCCCAGGGGAGACCUACGUAGUCGUCAGAGGGUUUGUAGGUUCUCCUGAAGCAGUGAUGUAACCUGUGUGUGUGUGUGUGUGUGUGUGUGUGUGUGUGUGUGUGUGUGUGUGUGUGUGUGUGUGUGUGUGUCAGGUCUGUGGCUCAGGCUCUGAAGAAGGGGAAGCCGGUCCGGCCCGAACAUUAUUCCGACUGCACUUUGUACUUCAGUGACAUCGUGGGAUUUACGACCAUCUCGGCGCUCAGUGAACCCAUCGAGGUAGAAACCGCUGAUUAUACGAAAAUGACGAUCAUCUCUGAUGUCGCUGUUUUUUCGGUGCUGAGCGUGUCCGUAUGUGUGUUCAGGUGGUGGACCUGCUCAACGACCUGUACACCAUGUUUGACGCCAUCAUAGCUCUCCAUGAUGUGUACAAGGUGAGAGAGACGAGUUCUCGUGGGGGUUACUCUGUGACCCUCGGACCGCUGUGACGGCCUCUGGAUUCCUUUACAGGUGGAAACCAUCGGUGACGCCUACAUGGUGGCUUCAGGGGUCCCCAACAGGAACGGAAAUCGGCACGCCGGGGAAGUGGCCAACAUGUCUCUGGACAUCCUGCACUCCAUCGCAGCUUUCAAGAUCAGACACAUGCCCGAGAUCAAAGUCAAGAUCCGAAUCGGCCUGCACUCAGGUACCUAGUCUAUGUUCCUGACAACACAGUAGAUCAAAACAGCCCCUCCCUGAACCGUCUGAGUCCUUCUGUCCCUGAACUGUCUGAGUCCUUCUGUCCCUGAACCCUCUGAGUCCUUCUGUCCCUGAACCGUCUGAGUCCUUCUGACCCUUCUCAAGAAACCGUCUCCUUCUGGACCCGUGUCUUCCUACAGGUCCGGUGGUUGCUGGCGUGGUUGGGUUGACGAUGCCCAGGUAUUGCCUGUUUGGUGACACGGUGACGACAGCAUCUCACAUGGAGGCUACUGGAUUGCGUACGUAAAAAAAGAGUCAACUCAGUUAAUGACUUUACAGAGAAUUAAUUAACACAAGAAACUUUAUAUGGCAGUACCGGAACCAGGGGGAACAGAACCGAGCAGGUAUCAGGGACGGCCUCUGAGACACUGGUGAAAUCAGACACAGCAUAGGCGGGCAGAGCAGCAGCAAAGAUCCUGGGGAACAGAGCCGAGUCUGCAUUACCCCCAAUUUCCAUUGCAUCCAGAAUGGCCACAAAAAGGCCAUAUCCGCCGAUCAUAGCUGAUCGUAACCAUAACCGACUUCUUUCCGUUCCUCUGCGGAUCGCCGGACUCCUCAGCUGAUCGCAAGAGUUUUAUUUUUUCUGGACGCCGGAGCAUGGCGGAUAAAUCCAGCACAGAUUAACCCGUGCUGGAGAGGAAGUCGGCACAAAAGUCUAGAAGUGGAUUUCCUCCUCUGGAAGGACACAAUCUACUGCUUUUACUGUUAGCCUUUGUGGCCAAGAGACAAAUUGAUUUUGCGCGAUUGCACAUGAAUUUGUGGGUUCUUGUGAGUUCUCAGGAUUCCCGCUGUCUGUAAUCCGCCACGAAAUUCGCCUCAGAAUCGAAGCCGGGAGGAAUUGGCAGACGGUAAAAAUCGUUGCCGUUCCAGAUCGGAGCUGUUCCGGAUGCGGUGGAAAUUGGGGGUUAGUCAUGCUUAAAGGUGGAGCUGUCGGCUGAUCUUGGUCUCACUUUAAGAUCACCUGAUGUGUUGCGGACUGGGCUUGACUUGGUGGCCUUCCCCGGACUUAGACUGUGCGGAGUCAGAGGAAGACCACUUGGACCCCAGAAUGUGAAGUGUUGUGAUGUUGUGUUUGUGGUCUCCAGCCUACAGGAUCCACAUCAGUCUGAGCACGGUGAAGGUCCUGACCAGUCUCAAACUGGGAUACCACAUAGACACCAGGAAGGCAACGGUACGCUCACCUGCUGGGACACUAAACCCUGUCAAUGAAAACCAGGAUCAGGAUUUUGGUCUGCUCUGUUAAAGGUGACGGUUUGUUUGUGUCUGCAGGUAAAGGGGACCAUGGACACCUACUGGCUGAUGGGUCGAGAGGGAUUCAAUAAACCACUUCCUGUUCCCCCAGACCUCACCGGAGGGUAAGAUAGAAAAACUUUCAGAUUCACCCUUUCAAAGUAAAACUAAUAAAAACAAACAAAGACAGGUGUCAGGAUAUACCUCUCUCUCUCUCUCUCUCUCUCUCUCUCUCUCUCUCUCUCUCUCUCUCUCAGGGCGAGUAAUCAUGGCAUCAGUUUGGAUGAGAUUCCACUUGAAAGGAGACAAAAGUUUCUGGACCGACAGAAAGGGAUGAAGAAAUGAUGCCAACAUAUAAAUAUAUGUACACACACACACUCACACACACACACACACACACACACACACACACACACACACACACACACACACACACACACACACACACACACACACACACUACCUCAAGGACUGUUGUGCUUUAAAGGACAUUAAAUCAGCUGUGGAGAAAUUUCAGCCAAAACGACAAACAAGUGAAAUCUGGACAACGUUCUGGACAGACGAGAACCAUGAUGACGAAGAUUUCUACUUCCUGUUUGUUACUGGAGGGCGCUCAGCUGUGAUUGGUCAAUAACAUACCUAUGUCAUAUUCAGAAGCAACCAGUCAAUUCCUGUGCCUCACGUGGUGUCGGAUAGAUUUCACUGAAGUAGACAGAAGUUGUGAGUUUCUACUUUGUAGGUAUGUUGUUUCUACUGACCGGGACUGACUUUGGCUCAUGGAAAAGGACUCCCGGAUCUGUGUGAGGUCUGAUGUCAGUGGUUCAGUACUGUCUCUUGUCUGCAUACACCAUGAUACUAUAUGAGGCUGAUCCCAGGAUGCCAGAAGAUGAGGGCACUGUCACCUCACACACCUGCUUAAUCAAGUCCUAGACCUUCUCCAGGCUCGACAUAGUUCUGUUUUCUGUGCAGACGGACUGGAACUGAAGAUACUCAAAGAGCCUGAACAGAAUCCUCAGAGUACAGCCGUGUGUUUCCAUCAAAUCCAACCUUUCUUUGCUGGAACAUGCACAGGACUCGUUCAACUCGUUCGACUGUCUGAAAACGUUGACAUGUCCUGAGGCUAUCGGCGCCCCAGAACACCUGCCUCUGAACGGGAACAAGAGCAAAGGGCAUUGAUUGGUGUGAUCCACGUUCACCUUUGAGUCAUCCAGUGACUUAGUUCAACCUCUUAGCAUCCAUAUAAUGACCAGCAACCAAAGGUCAGAAAUGCCUCAACUCACCUAGUGCCAUGGACCUUAGACUCUGUGCUUUAGAUCUUUCAGGUGGGGGCUGAGAACUAGUCCAGGAGUCGUAGAAGCCAAAGACAAACACUCUAGACCACUUUCUGUAAAACCGCUCAUGGCACAACACCUUCGCCCAAAGGUCACCAGACAACCCGGGGAUUCCACUGGAUCUGAAAUGGCUUCACUCCACUCUGGACCAACAGGCGGAUCAAAUACCCAAGUAUAUAGUGCCCACCGGAUCCAGUCCGCCAAGAAGCUCUCAGAAUAUUACUGAUAGUUCUGACUGGACAAGCUCUCGGGAGAUCUUGCGUGUUUCCUCAUGAGGCAUUGAAUGAGAUCCUCUGAUAGAUGUAUGUAAACACCCACAUCCCUCAACCCUGGCCUCUCCUAUUAUCAAGCUAAGAACAAUUCACUGUGUUGACUUUAUUUUAUUUUGAAAAUUAACCAGAUAUUUUACUUUGUAACCGCAUACAACCUCCGCUGCUGCUCAUGCGGGGCUGUACUGAACUGAUGCGCCGUGCGAAGCCUUGCGUAUCUGAUCCGCCUGCCGUGCUGGAGCGGAGCCGUUCCAGACCCUGUGGGUUUUGCCCGUAACAGGGUCACUCUGUAAACCAGAACACCUGGUGCUCUUAUGCUACGUUCGAGUUUCCUCGGAAGUCGGAUGUCGGAACUGAAAAUGACGUCACACCCGAGUUACCAGUGUUUCAGUUACCAAGUCGGAAAAAAAGCAAAAUCGGAGGCCUGAAACAAGAUGGCUUCAUCUAUGAAAGUUAUUUUAGCACUUGCCUAAUAUUCAGACAAGACAAGAUACGAUUUUGCUUUUUUUUCAACUUGGUAACUGAAACGCUGGGAACUCGGAUGUGACGUCAUUUUCAGCUCCGACAUCCGACUCCCGAGGAAACUGGAACGCAGCAUUAAACAGAUGCAGGUCCGUGGAUCCACAGUUGGAAUAUUGAUGAACAACAAACCAACAUUUGGAUGCUGGUCUCAGUCUUAGCUCGGAGUUCGGAGCUGAGGAAACUUGUCCGAGUGAAAAUCUGGAAUGUCUGCUGUGAUGAACGUACGAAAGUACUCCUGAAUCACCUCGGUCGUGUUUUUCCGAUGAGCUUCAGUUUCUCGUUAAUGUUCCGGUAAAUAAAGUUGAGUUUAAAUGAGUCGUAGGUGGUAAAGGUUUUGUUUUCUGUCACCAUGUUAGAGACCUAACCCCGUUGACGCUGAUCUACUGGAUAAUUUUUCUGUUGUUGUUGUAAAACCAUUACGAUGCUCCAAAAGCUGCCAUGUUUCCGAUAAUUCAACAAAUAAAUGAUGAAUCUGAUAAAUCUUCUGGGUGAUCUGUGAGUUCAUGUUUGUAAGAGGGGGGCUGCUUUGUUAGGACCUGAAGACCUCAGGAAGACGAGGAGGUUUUAGGUUCAUGAUGGGUGUCCGUCUGACGUUCUUCAGAGAGCGAGAACCGGGUUCACCUGGGUACGAAUGUCUGAUGGAUACUGGAGGAGCUGAGUCGAUACUUAAAGCUACUCAGAUGUUUGACCUGGAGUAACCGGGGUGACGCGCCGCUCUACAAACUUUUACCGUGAGUCGUGAUGAUCGUUGAAAGUCCGGACGCUGAUCCUCAGAUUCAGAAAACAAAAUAAAUUUAUAGUGACGAACAAACAGGGAAAACACAACUGUCGAACACCCGCCCACAACAGUGACAUGACUACCUCUAUUCCUGAGCCCCAAGAUAACAAGACAGCGACACCUGGGGCACAAAAGGUGAACUGCACCUCAUCACAUGUUUCACAGCAACAUAUUUGGCUCCUACAGAAACACUGAACCAUGAAUGAAGACCAAAUCCAAAGACAUCUGAGAGCAGAUGAUCAGGAUCAUGGACCGCCAAGACCUGUGUGGAGGGUAAAGACCAGGUCCAUGUGUUCUGAUCCAACUGGACUGGUUCUGGUAGCACAGAGUCUCUGUCACAAAGACGUGAUUUUACGACGAGGAGAGUUGAAAUGUUUGUUGUUUCAUCAGAGAGACUCCCGUAUAGAUGCAGACUGAAAUCUAGAUCAUGAUCAUGUUUUGGUGAGCAGAUUCUGUCUUAUUUUUACACUGAGUGACCACCAGAGGGCGACAAAACUCUCCAGAGAAAAGCUCCACUCCUUCCUGAUCUGUAAAAUCCUGGACAGCAAAGUUUCUGUUUUAUCAAAGCCCUCCACCUUUAAUUAUCAAUCAAUCAAUCAAUCAAUCAAUCAAUCAACCAGUCUUUAUUUAUACAGCACUUGUCAUACACAACCAUGUAACAGAAACAGAAUUAAAAUGGAUGAACUUAAAAAGGGCUUUAAUGUGCGCACUGAAGAAACGCUGUUUUAAAACUCAAGAUAAAGAAAAAAAACAACAAAUGAACAUAAAAUGAAAUUUAAGAAAUAAUCAAUUAAAUGAAAUAAAAACAAAUUAGCUCAAUAAAAGAUGAUCCUGUGACUAAAACUAAAAAGAGACAAAUGCUAAAACACUUAAAGUUAAUGAUAUAAAAUUGAGUUAAAAGGUUUUUAGUUUGGUUUUAAAGUCAUUAAGCUUAGUUUCAGUCCUCAGGUCUUCAGGUCAGCUGUUCCGUACUAAUAAAAAGGUUCCUCACCAUAUGUUUUGGUUAUAACUUUAAUAAUGUUCACAGAGAACUUCCUGAAGACCUGAGGACUCGACCUGACUCAGAAGGUAAAUAAGAAGAGCUUUAAAAACCAAUAAAACAACCUUAAAAUCUAUUUUAAAAGAGACGGGGAGCUGAUGCAGAGACCUUCAAAUGCAGGUGUGAAAUGUUCUUUUAGGGCAUUACAAUAAUCUGUGUGUGAUGAAAGCAUGAAUUCAUGUCUCUGAUUUUGUUUUUGAAAUGAUAAAAUGACUAAAACCCGAGUUUUGUGAGUGAACAAGGUCCAAAAAUACCCAAAUUAGUGUAGUCUGUCCAGUUAAACUGAGAGGAUGGCGUGUACACCAACAUGUGACCUCAGGGUGGGCGUUUUCUCACGCUGUCGGCCUUCGCUUUGGUUACUUGACUUCUCUUGAUUGUCUGUUUUGUGCUGAGCGACGGGAUUAAGAAUCUAUUUCUGUAAUCAUCAUAUAAACAGACUCUGGAGUGGAAAUCUCCACAUGCUCCCAGAAUCCCUUCAGUGGUCGUCAAAACUCGAACUCUCCUGAGAUUUUAUAAACUUUGAUUCUUCCUUUUUACGUUUCUGAACACUUUAAUGAAAAAUGACUGAGUGUUAGUGAAGUUUCGAGUUUCCUGUUGCUGUUUUUCACUCAGAGGACAAACUUUCCUCUUGUUGCUAGGAGCGGCAGCUUCACUCAGCCUGCUCUCUGAUUGGCCCUCAGCUCAUCCCUCUGGCCAAUCAGAACCCAGUGCGUCCGCCAUAAGAAUCCAUAAUCUCUCUCUCUAUUUCCCCUUAUCAAUGUUUAUAAUGAUUGAUAACCCAAACUACAGCGAAGAGCGUCUGUUCCGUUUAUUGGCUUUAUAUGAUCCCUGAUUAUUUCAGCUUCUCUCGGACAUUUUGGACCAUAAAUGUGAUUUUUUUAAUAAUUAAACUCUCCGUUUUCUGUGAUUUCAGGACUAAAUCUAAAAACACGUUUGUAGGUUUAAAUUUAAUCCCUGUUCUCUGAUUUUCUGCCCUGAUUUCAGCCUCAGUCUGACGGUUCUCGACUGCAGGACUCUCGCUGCCGUUACCGGUUGGUGUCUGUAAUGGCGGGGCCGUCAAACCGGAAAAAAACGGGCAAUAACCACUUCCGGUUUGAUUUCAAAGUAAGUUAGUACAAAUUAAAACGGUUCUGAUGACACUUGGAACAGCACACAGGUAGGUUUAGUGUAACUGCUGUGAUGAUGUCUAGGUUUGACUUCCUUAAACUCGACAGUAACCAGGAUUAAUGUCUCUGUGAGUCUCUGUGAGUCCACUGGGUGUUUCUAAAUAAUCGAACAUCAUUAAUUUAAGGCUGAGUACUGAGUUAGUCCCAGUUUUUGGGAGAAAUCUUGAAUGUAAACUCUACCCCUCCAACCAGUUUUCCCCUCAGCUCCAGCGGCGCAACGACAUACAGCAGGUCCGUUUGACAAGCGCCCGUUAUUCCUCCAGAGUCUCCGGUAUUUACUUUGUUUUCUUGCUUGUGUCAGCAGUCGUGGCCAAAGGAGGAUUCAGACAAUUUUCCAAACUUUCUGGUUGGUUUCUACUGUCCGAUAUUGUAGCACGCUAACUUUGUUUGGGCUCCUGAACGACACGGGGGAGCAGCGUCUGCCUCACAACCAAUCAGGUUAGAGGAGGUGGAGAACGGCUUUGUUUACAGUCAGAAAGAGCGGACCGCUCAAAAAUGUUCAAAUGUUGACGACACAGACAUAAGAGAACACAGAGAUAUCAAUAUAUUACCAAAUGUCAUCAAUAACUAAUAACUAUUGACUGAUAUUAGAAAAUUUUUUUAAAUGAACCACAAAAUAAAAAGAUGCCUUUUUAAUGGAAUCCUGUCCACCCCACCUUUAAGUGUUUUUCAGCUGUGAAACUUGAUUAAAGUGAUUUAAGAGAAAUUAUGAGUACUUCAAAACGUUUCCAGAAUUUAGAGAAUAACAUUAGAAUGUCUUUAGAGGUCUUAUUACCUCCUCUGAAUUUAAGAGAACUGUUUUCGCCUUUUCGGUGACCUUUUAGCCUGUUCUGCAUAAACCGUAAAUCGGGCUUUUAUUUUGAAAUCGACUUUAGCAAGAAGGCGGAAAUGCGUCGUCCCGCGCCGCGCGAGCUUGACCUGCCGCUGGCGCUGAUGGCGGCGGGGCUGGCGGAGGGUCGCACCGAGGAGGGAGAGCGAGAAGGCGGGGAACCGGAGAAACGGAACCAGCAGCAGGCCCCGGCGGUACCGAGCAGCGACACACCGACAGACGAACAUCAUCGACGCCGAAGGAGAGAGCAGAGAGGCCGGGGAGCCCUCACCGAGGAGGACGGAGGGAAGGAGUGA